AGGCCAAGUCAUCACAACUCGCCCAAAAAGCCAAAUCGCAGCUCACAGGAACCAGCUACCUACCUCCCUCUCCUCUCCCCGUUGACCAACAACUCCAGCCAGCGAGGCAGCCGCAAGCUCCCCGUCCUCCUCCUGCCCGCCAUGUCCGGCAGCGGCGGCAACACCCGCAAGAAGACGUGCUGCGGCAGCUGCUGCACCCUGCUCAUCUCCCUCGGCUUCGUCGUGCUCAUCUACUGGGCCAUCUUCCAGCCGCACCAGAUACGCGCCACCGUCGAGUACGCCGAGCUCUCCAACCUCGCCGUCUCCAACGCCUCCUCCCCGGCCGCGGUCAUCACCUACCACGUCGCCGUGAACCUGAGCCUCUACAACCCCAGCAAGCGCGUCAACAUCUACUACGACGCCAUCGGCGCCGAGCUCCUGUACCGCGGCGCCGUCCUCGGCCCGGCCGCCGCCGCCGCGUCCCCCGCCGAGUUCUACCAGCGCAGGAGGACCGCCCAGCCGGUGCGCCUGGAGUUCGACGGCAAGGGCGUCGCCGUCCCCGAGGGCGUCUCGGCGGAGCUGGAGGGCGAGGUGAAGGCCGCGGCGUCGCUGGGCCUGGAGCUGAGCGUCGGCGUGCGGGUGAGGUACGUGUUCGGGAGCUUCAAGAUACGGCAGAAGCCCAGGGUGUGGUGCGCGGUGAGCAUCCCGGUCCCGCGGGCGCCGGGCGGCCUCGGCGUUCUUGGCUCCGGCGACCGGUGCUGGGUCAAGUACUGACGAUUGGAGUCGAGUACCCUUCUAUUAUUGGUUGGAGAUUGCUACUGUUGGGGUUGGAGAUUAUAGUUUCUGCAUUUGUGUCUAUGUUAGAAAUUACUGCGCCAUUGGAUUAUUAGUUUACAUGAUGAGCAUGUAAUGUUUUGACAUGAUGUCUUGCAUUUGAUUGGAGGAGCAACCAUGUGAUCUGCAGUUCACUGAGCUUGUGAUAAUUUUUUUUAA
Panicum hallii is the source of this 972-nucleotide messenger RNA. RefSeq names its product NDR1/HIN1-like protein 10. Lineage: Eukaryota; Viridiplantae; Streptophyta; Magnoliopsida; Poales; Poaceae. The transcript has a single exon. Gene Ontology annotation, biological process: defense response to other organism. The record is from RefSeq and is a predicted model, not a curated record. Bases 142 to 753 code for a protein of 203 amino acids.